Ananas comosus (pineapple) is the source of this 2232-nucleotide messenger RNA. RefSeq lists its product as uncharacterized. The coding region runs from base 632 to 1942 and encodes 436 amino acids. NCBI's taxonomy places the organism in Eukaryota, Viridiplantae, Streptophyta, Magnoliopsida, Poales, Bromeliaceae. The record is from RefSeq and is a predicted model, not a curated record. The transcript has 4 exons.
CGCGAUCCUCGUGCUUCUCCUCGCCCCAAUUCCUCGCCAUCUUCGUCGUCUUCUUCUUCCACUUCUCUCCCCUUCUCCCAAAUCCUAACACUAACCCUAACCCUAGCCUUUUGCUCCAACAAUGGGUUUCUAGGGUUUGGGGAGGUUCCGCAAGUAGAAUGCAGUCGCCUCGUCUCCGUAAGCUGUAAUGUAGCCGAUACUUCGAUUUUUCCGAUUUGGGGAGUUGCAUUGUGGGUUUCUAGGGUUUUGGAUCUCCAUUUGGGGUUCUUCUUGGGUUUUCGGAUCUCUUUAGCUUCAUCUUGGUUUGUGCAUAAGCUCUUACAGCUCGAUUUCUAGGGUUUCGUAUCUCCAUUUGGGAUCUCCCUAGGGUUUCUCGCAUCACUUCUUUGUUUGAUGAGCCGUGGCUUGGACUUCGCCGCGGAUCUCGAAGUUUCCAGCGAUCUCUUCCUCCUCUUCUUUCUCUUCGCCCUCCUACUCCUUUUAUCCUACCUCCUCUCUCUCUUCCUCUUCGUUCUCCUCCUUAUCCUUUCCCUUUCCCGUUUCUAAAAAGAAAAGCUAUAACCUUUUUAAGAGAAAGAGAAAAAAGGUGAGAUUUUUUUUUUUUGGAUUGAGCUUGAUCCACAAGCUUAGUAUGGAUUUCUUCAAGAUAAGGAGGUUUCGGAGAAUCCGAAAGCAGGGAAAGUACGCAGACGAAGAAGCAGAAGACCCAAAUGCUGGAAACCCUAAUUCGACCGCCGAUGCAUCGAGCGAUGCGAUCUCAGAUCCGAUUUCAAAACCAGCUGAUCCUUCGGACCCUGCUAUCGAAGCUGAAGAUGACGACGACGACGACUUCAUCACGAAUGAGGUGAAGCGGAGGUUGAAGGAAUUGCGGAAGAACAGUUUCAUGGUGCUGAUUCCUGAAGAAGAAGGGUACCAGGAAGAAGAAGAAGAAGAGGAGGAGGAGGAAGAAGAGAGUAGUUCUAGCGAGUGGAGGGAAUCGGAAGUGGUGGACGGGUAUCCGUGGUGCGGAUUUGAUACGUUGUAUGAUAAAUAUUGUGAGCGGAUGCUGUUCUUUGAUAAAAUGAGCUCCCAGAUUUUGGAAGAAGCAGGAUCAAUGGACAUUAGUAAAAAGUCACCAAGAUCGUCAUCUAAGAAGCUGGCGUUGACCCUCCGCAACCUCUCUUUAAAGAAGAGAGAUGGGCUUCAAGAGGACUACGAGCAAUUACAGCAACAGCAGAAUGAGUAUGACCCAUAUCAGACGCUUGAGGUUGCAUAUGUCGCACAAGUCGCUUUAAGCUGGGAGGCUCUCCAUUGCCAGUAUGUGCAGCUGAGUCUGAGGAUCUCGUCACAGCCUGAGAAUCCGACCUCAUAUAGCCAUGCUGCUCAAUUGUUUCAGCAGUUUCAAGUGCUUUUGCAGAGGUUUAUUGAAAAUGAGCCCUUCGAAGAGGGUUCAAGGGUCAAGAUUUAUGCCCGGACGAGGAGUUCUUUCUCCAAGUUACUUCAGGUUCCUACUUUUCAAGGUUCGGAUCAAAAUGGAAAUGCAGAGGACAACAUGGAACAGGCAAUUUUAGCCCCUGAUCUCAUAAAAGUAAUGGAGGAGUCGAUCCUAACCUUCCGUCUUUUCAUAAAGAAGGACAAGAAAAAAUCAGAUUCCUUUUAUGGGGCCCAUAGCCAUGCAGGAAGCUCCCUUCAACAGGUUCAAGCUUCUCUUGAUAAGAAGGAGAUGAAGGUGAAAGAGCUGUUCAAAAAGAAGAAAGGAUACAAGAAAAAGACCUGGCCGGCAACGUGGGAGGAGGUGGAACUCCUCUUUGCUCUCGUGGACAUAAAAGUCAUUUCUAGGGUUUUGAGGCUGGCGAGGCUUAGUAAAGAGCAGCUGUUAUGGUGCGAGGAGAAGAUGAGCAAGCUCGAUCUCUCCGAUAACAGGCUCCGAAGGGAUGGUUCUCCGAUCCUUUUCCCUUGUUGAUGGUAUCUAUUUCCUCGAGCCUUUUUAUGCCCGAUUUCCUGCUGUAGGAUUUACUACUAGUAUUUUUAUCGAUUAGGAAUUUGGCUGCCUUAUUAUAUGUAAAUGGUAAGCAGAAGAAACCAGAAACAUAUCUAAUGCAGUACCCUAGCAAAGCCAAUGUUCUUAGAAGGGGAAACUUGUUAAAUUGCCUCAUAUUUUAUCCUCAUCAUUGUCACCAAUUGUGUUGGCUGGAAAUGGGUAUCUGAUUAACUUCAUUAUCUGUUAAAGUAAUGAACUUCAGAGUUAGAUUA